AUGCCAUCUAGAAGCGUUGUAGAGACGCAUGUCUCUCAGACGAGCCAUGAUCAGUCGACGAUAGUAUUUCUGGCUGCCGCGGGCUCCCUGAUCUGGUACGUGAUUGUGACCACUGUCACAAUCAUUGGAUGUUCGCAACUAUGGCGGCACUACUCCUCUCCAAGGCCUCGAGCUCCCACGAGUCCCAACGAAAGCCCUGAUGUGACGAUCAUUCGUCCGAUCAAAGGACUCGAACCGCGACUGUACGAUUGCCUGGCCUCGACAUUCCGUCAAGACUACCCAAAGGAGAAGAUUCAUGUUCGAUUCUGUAUAUCAGACCGCGGCGACCCAUCGCUAGGAGUCAUCCUGAAGCUCCUCGAGGACUUUCCAGACCACGAUGCACAGCUACUGGUUGAAGACGAGGAUCAAAUCCUGAAGGACGGCAAGCUGGGCCCAAAUCCAAAGAUUCGAAACAUGAGUCGUGCAUACAGAGAAGCUGUAGGAGACAUCAUCUGGGUCAUUGACUGCAAUGUGUGGGUAGCAAAAGGGGUCUGUGGACGAAUGGUCGCGAAAUUGCAGGGCGAUGGAACACCAUGCAAGAACAAGUUCGUCCACCAGCUGCCUCUUGUAAUCGACAUUAUUGGUGGGGAAGCGAGGAAAGAGUCUCAGGGACUGCUCAACGGCAGCGCUGACGAGGAUGACGACGCUCAAUUGCGGACCACCGGUUCUGCAAGUGCAACAGUCCAGGGUCAUGCCGAACGCACUCCCUCCUCCAUCGGUGGUGGUCGACUUGAAGAAGCGUUCAUGUCAUCCGCUCAUGCCAAGUUUUACAUCGCCAUUAACACCGUCCUCAUCGCGCCAUGUGCUGUGGGCAAAAGCACAAUGUUCCGGAAGAGCCAUCUGAACAGCGUUACGGAUGAUCAAGGGAUCGAUUACUUCAGCGAAAAUAUCUGCGAGGACCACCUCAUUGGCGAUCGUCUGUGGAAGCACAAAGUCACUGAGGAGCGCGAAGGCCAGAAAGUGGGAAAGCACGCCUGUCUGUUCGGAGACAUGGCUAUUCAGCCGAUGGCAAACAUGAGCCUGAAGGAAUAUUGGAGUCGGCGGGUCCGAUGGUUGCGGGUGAGAAAGUACACUGUGACUCUCGCCACUUUCGUGGAGCCCGGCACCGAGAGUUUCCUUUGCUCUGUCUACGGCGCAUUCGCGGCAUCGACAUUGCCCUGGUGUCACAACACACUCGGCAUCCCGCAGACUUGGACUGCUUUUGCUCUCUUAUGGCUACUGAGCGUCACAAUCUGGUGUGGUGUCGAUUGGAUGGUCUAUCAGAAGCUGCACUCUGGUGCAUCGUUCGAGGUGGACGAGGACACGCCGUUCUUUGCGCGGCCGCGGACUAUUGACAAUCAACGAAAAUUUGGAGAAUGGCUUCUGGCAUGGCUCGGGAGAGAGGCGCUGGCAUGUCCCAUCUGGGUCUGGGCGUUCUGGGGAGGCGCGACAGUCGAAUGGCGUGGAAAGAAGUUCUGGGUUGGCAUGGAUAUGAAAGUGCACGCGAUCACGGAUGAAGGCGACGACGCGCUGUCGAAUGAUUCUGCGGACGGCAAAGCUCGGAGAGACUGA
This is a messenger RNA of Zymoseptoria tritici IPO323, 1590 nucleotides long. RefSeq lists its product as uncharacterized. The transcript is spliced from 2 exons. Gene Ontology annotation, molecular function: ceramide glucosyltransferase activity. NCBI's taxonomy places the organism in Eukaryota, Fungi, Ascomycota, Dothideomycetes, Mycosphaerellales, Mycosphaerellaceae. Gene Ontology annotation, cellular component: membrane. Gene Ontology annotation, biological process: glucosylceramide biosynthetic process. The record is from RefSeq and is a predicted model, not a curated record. The coding region runs from base 1 to 1590 and encodes 529 amino acids.